Messenger RNA from Asparagus officinalis (garden asparagus), 966 nucleotides. Its product is annotated as subtilisin-like protease SBT1.4. Gene Ontology annotation, biological process: proteolysis. Gene Ontology annotation, molecular function: serine-type endopeptidase activity. The record is from RefSeq and is a predicted model, not a curated record. The coding region runs from base 1 to 966 and encodes 321 amino acids. NCBI's taxonomy places the organism in Eukaryota, Viridiplantae, Streptophyta, Magnoliopsida, Asparagales, Asparagaceae. The transcript has a single exon.
AUGGCCCUUUACUUAGCUCUCCUCUUCUUCUUGCUAUCAAAUUUUACUCUUUUUUCAAGCCAUGGCAAGCUUCUCCCAGUGGUCAAUGAUCAAGGAGGCAAUCCUGGCCAGACGCAAACCUACAUCGUUCAUGUAGUAAACACCGAGGAAGCUGAGCUUCUCAGCGAUAUAGAUCUUGAAAGGUGGUACGAAUCCUUUCUACCUAACAACACUCUAGACUCGGGAGCACCUCGUUUGGUGUACUCGUAUCGACACGCAAUCAGCGGUUUUGCUGCGAGGCUAACUCCUACGGAAGUGAAGGCUAUGGAAGGUAAGGAAGGCUUCUUAUAUGCCCACCCUGACAAGCUCUAUCACCUUGAAACCACUUAUACCCCUGAGUUCUUGGGGUUGAGCAAGCCAUUCGGAGGAGCAUGGGAUGGCACCAUGUAUGGCGAAGGCAUCAUAAUUGGAAUUAUUGACACUGGAAUUUUUCCGAACCAUCCAUCUUUUAGCGACAAUCUAAUGCCUCCUCCACCUACUAAAUGGAAGGGUAAGUGUUAUUACCUCAGUUGCAAUAAUAAGAUCAUCGGUGCAAGAGCAUUCCGAAAUGGAACCAGUCCUUCCCCAUUAGACACAGCAGGGCAUGGGACCCACGUGGCAGGCACGGCUGCAGGCAAUUUCGUGGACGACGCUAACGUUCUUGGGACAGCCAAGGGUAAGGCCGCUGGAAUGGCACCUAAAGCUCACCUAGCUAUCUACAAAGUGUGCUUCGAGGAUGGCUGUCGGGGGCGUGAUACACUUAAAGCCAUAGAUCAGGCUAUCACGGAUGGAGUCGAUAUAAUCUCAAUGUCAAUUGGUGGUGCACAUAAUGCAACAUUCUAUUUUGAUUCAAUCGCACAAGGUUCACUAGCAGCAUUCAAGAAGGGAAUCUCCAAUUGUGCAUCCGCAGGCAAUAGUGGCCCUUUUAAAAAAUUCAUUGUCCCAUAG